AUGGCGUGUUUGAAUCAGUUAAUCAUAGCGAUACUCCUCCUGGGGGUACAAUGCGCCCUUGGGAGAGCGGCAGCAGUGGAUCUGGAUCUGGAUCUUGAGAGGGCCACCACCACCACGGACACCACUAGGGAUUGGUGGCAAGUCGCCCAGUUCUAUCAGAUCUAUCCGAGAUCCUACAAGGACUCGAAUGGCGAUGGCAUCGGCGACCUGCAGGGCAUCAUCUCCAAGCUGGACUACCUGAAGGAGAUCGGGGUGACGGCCACCUGGCUGUCGCCCAUUUACAGCUCGCCCAUGGCGGACUUUGGCUACGACAUCUCCGACUUCUACGACAUUCAGCCUGAGUACGGAACCCUCGCGGACUUCGAUGAGCUGAUUGUGGAGGCCAACAAGCGGAACAUCAAGAUCAUCCUCGACUUUGUGCCCAAUCACUCGAGCGACGAGAACGUUUGGUUCCAGAAGUCGGUGAAGCGGGAGAAGGGCUACGAGGACUACUACAUGUGGCACGAUGGCUAUGUGAAUGCCACCACUGGGGAGAGGGAGCCGCCCUCCAACUGGCUGCAGGCCUUCCGCGGAAGCGCCUGGGAGUGGAACGCGGAGCGCCAGCAGUACUACCUCCACCAGUUCGCCGUCAAGCAGCCGGAUCUGAACUACCGCAAUCCCGCGGUGGUGGCCCAAAUGAAGCGGGUGCUCACCUAUUGGUUGGACCGCGGAGUGGCUGGCUUCCGCAUGGACGCGGUGCCCUGGUGCUUCGAGGUUCUCCCGGACGCCGAAGGUCGCUAUCCCGACGAGCCUCUCAGUGGCUACACGGACGACCCGGAUGAUUCCUCUUACCUGAAACACAUCUACACCCAGGAUCUGCGGGAAACCGUGGAGAUGGUGUUCCAGUGGCGCACCCUGCUCGAUGAUUACCAGCGGAUCCACGGCGGCGACACGCGAGUCAUCAUGGUGGAGACCUAUUCGGGCCUGGACUACGUAAUGCAGUUCUACGGCAAUCGCACCACCAAGGGCGCUCAGAUGCCCUUCAACUUCCAGUUCAUCAUCGGCGGCAACGGGGACAAGAACAACACGCAGCUCAAGGCGGCGGGAUUCGUGAAGAUCAUCAACAGCUGGUUGACCCAGAUGCCCGCCGGUCAGACAGCCAACUGGGUGAUGGGCAAUCAUGACCAGCGGCGGGUGGGCAGUCGGUAUGGGGAGAACCGCAUCGACUUGAUGAACAUGCUGCAGAUGUUCCUGCCCGGCGUGAGCAUCACCUACCAGGGCGAGGAGCUGGGCAUGACGGAUCUGGACAUCAGCUGGGAGGACAGUCGCGAUCCGGCGGCCUGCAACUCCAACGCGAAUAUAUACGAGCAGUUUACCCGUGAUCCAGCUAGGACUCCCUUCCAGUGGAGCGAUGAGGCCAACGCUGGGUUCUCGACCAACGCCACCACCUGGCUGCCCAUCAACCCGAACUACGUGACCGUGAAUGCCAAGACCGAGAAUGCCACGAGUCCCAGUCAUCUGAGCCUGUACAAACAGCUGGUGGAGCUGCGCAAGCUGAAGACCCUGCAGUUGGGCGCCACUCGGUACGCGAGUGUGGGCGACAAUGUGGUGGCCAUCAGGAGGCAUCUGAGUGGGGAAGCCACCUAUGUGCUGGUGGCCAAUGUCCUGGACACCAGUGUCUCCGCUGUGGAUGUGGCCAGUGCCGUCUAUGCCACUGGCAGCUACAAGAUCAAGCUGCUCAAUCCGCAGGCCAAGGCCACAGUUGGCGACAGCGUCACACUCAGCAACUUGUCGUUGGAGCCAUACGCAGCCCUGAUUUUGGAGUCUGUCUAGAGUUUACAUAAUCAUAAGUUUCUGAAGAACAAUACAUAAAGUACAUCGAUAA
Drosophila takahashii is the source of this 1864-nucleotide messenger RNA. It is a transcript of the gene Mal-A6, whose product is annotated as Maltase A6. Gene Ontology annotation, biological process: carbohydrate metabolic process. The record is from RefSeq and is a predicted model, not a curated record. Lineage: Eukaryota; Metazoa; Arthropoda; Insecta; Diptera; Drosophilidae.